Messenger RNA from Maniola jurtina (meadow brown), 2174 nucleotides. RefSeq lists its product as uncharacterized. The record is from RefSeq and is a predicted model, not a curated record. Lineage: Eukaryota; Metazoa; Arthropoda; Insecta; Lepidoptera; Nymphalidae. The transcript has a single exon. The annotation marks the transcript as partial.
UCCACGCCUUACGGCUUCCCGCCGUAUCUGCCGAGCCAGCGAUUCGACUUCCAGAGGUACCACGAAGCUCCAGAAGACGCCGUGACGUCAUCCAGCGAGUUCCAAGAAACGGAGGCGACGGGAGAAGAGUACUUCGGAUCGCGGAGUAGAGACAGCGAGAGAGCCGAUCCUUGUCCAUCCUUCGAUCCCAUUUCGGCGUUCUACCCUCCGAAAACGACAGAGCAAGAAGUCUUCGACACUAACAACGGUGAAACUCAGAAGAGUGGUAAAACAUCCAUGAUGAUCGACAACCUAUUAAACAUUAGGAGUGAGUCUUGUUCCCAAGCGGACAUGAAAUAAGAACUCUUUAGGGUACUUUCUUUGGGGUUAGUAGUGACUUAGUUCAAGUUAUUUUGUUCCUCUGUAAUAUAUUUUAGGUUAUAGAUGAUAUUUAAUAUUGUAAAUAAAAUGUUUUUAUUAUACUAUAAUUAUUAUAAAUGUAUAUUUAUUACGGUAAGAUUCAAGAGGCAUGUUUUCUACGAUGUUCAAUUUAUGAAUGCUCCUUAGACAAUAUUUUAUGUGCUGGACUUGAAUAAGUAACAAUUGAAUUUAUGUGAACAGUGGCUUAUACGUUCUUAGUCCUACCACUUUAGGAGCGAAUAUUUUUUUGAUAACUUCAAUAAAAGUACUUUUUUCGAUAAUGAGCCAAUUUGACCUUGAUUUGUUGGUGCUUUGUUUAAAUUUAAUUUUAGAUUUACCAGUGAUUAUUUUAAAACUUAAUUAUUGAAUUAUUUUUCAAUUGUUUUGUCAAAGUCGAAAUAGCCUAAAUUAUUCAAACAGUGAUGUCCGUGAAAAAUUUUAAAAGCAAUCUGGAAUUGACGAAAUGCAAUAAUGCAUUGAAGGUGAGUUAGACGAUUCAUCUAGUAAAUUAUUUUAAUGAAAGAUAAAGCAAACAUACAAAAUCCAGCUCGACUUUUUUGGAGCUUCAUUGGCAUCGAAAUUAAAACUAAUGAUAAACUAAAUAAAUCAGUAUGAUAAAUCGUCUAAUUCCGCCAUUAUCGAUCGUGCAAUGUUGAUAGUUAAGUAAGUGUACAAAGACAUAUUUUUUUUUAACAAAACUUUCGAAAAUUGUUUCGAAUAUUUCUUUAUCUGAUAAAAUAACGUGUGAAAUCUUCGAAGGUUCAGUUAAAUCGUAAAAAAAAUAUAUUUAGAGACCACUCUUCCUUUAUUGUGUAAAUAAUGAGGUAAAAUAAAAGUUUCAGUUCAUAUAAAGACUAUUCGAAUGCAAUGAAAAUUCUCAUAAAAUAUAUCAAUUAUUACUGUAAUAUAAAAAUUCACUUUAUUUUACACUGGUGCUUUUAAUAUACCUAUAAAUUAUUGUAAUAUUAUAAAAAAGUUUUUUUUACCUGUCAUAAUGUACAAAUUUUGUAUAAUUCCGAGAAAGCAUUUAAUGUAGAUCGUGUUAAAGGAUUCUUUAAGCAAUAUUAAUGUUAAUUUGUGUGUAAACUUUUUAUAUGAUUUUAUAGAGUUUCUUUUUGUUUCUUUUGUAAAAUAAUGUUGUGGAAUUUAAUAACUGUAGGCACGUUUUUAAGUGUGAGAACUACCUUUCCCUGUCAAAUUACAGCAGGGGUUUCCAACCGGUCAAACCAUUUUUCAAAGUCGAAUUUUUAUUAUUUUUAGGUUUUUCAUUGUACAAAAUACUAAACUAUUAAAUUAUUUUAUUUCAAAUUCUAGACUUUAUCAUAUAAUAAAUCCUUUUAAGCAAAAACAAAAAAUAUGUGGAAUUGUUCAAGAAACAAAACAUUAUUGUUUGUUAAUAGUACCUACCUGGGUUAAAAGUCGGUGCCAAUCAAUCAUUUUCGGAAUUAAAAAUUUAUUUUUAACAAUUUAAGUAACUUCAAACUUUUUUUUAUUACAAAAAAAGACAAAUAAAUUCUUAUUACUUGUGUUGCCAACAAUGAAAAUUUUAUUUUUAACCCUAAAUAAGCCUAGUUGAUUUAUUUUAUUUUAUUUGGACAACUUUAGAUAUAUCUUUUGUACUCUUUCACUCAAGUGGAAAUCUCCUGCCAAAUCUUAACGUGUAAAAGAGAAGCAAUGUAUUUAUUCGCAAUAAUUGUACAGAGGUGUAAGUAUAGUUGGUGUGUUUGAGGAUGCUGUAUGAGACGUAUCGAAGAAUAAAGAUGUCUUUCUGCAAA